Messenger RNA from Chironomus riparius, 2094 nucleotides. The record is from the annotation of a GenBank genome assembly. NCBI's taxonomy places the organism in Eukaryota, Metazoa, Arthropoda, Insecta, Diptera, Chironomidae.
AUGAAUAUUAAUUUAAUUUUAAUUCUAUUUGUAAUUCUUAAACUAAACAAUGCGGGAAGCAUAAAUGCUAUAAAUCUUUCGAAUUUUUCUCUGAUCUCAAAAGUUGUUCGUGAAAUUGCUGAUAAAUUUUUCUUAAGCGAGAAAAUUGAAUUUUCUAUAAUAAAAGUAAAUAAUCAGUCAGAUUUGAUUUUGGAUUUAUUUACUCGAUUAUUGUCUGGAUUUAAAGAAAAAUAUUCGUAUUAUAUAUUUCGAGAUAAUGCAUUAAUUAGAAUAUUUUACGGUUCAGCUUUUAUAUUUACCGACUUUUUAGAAAAUUUACCAUUAAUUGAGGACAACAUAAGGCUGAUAAGACAUCAGCAUCAGCCUAUAAAGUACUUUAUUUAUGCACAUGACUUAAAUUAUCGUCGUCUAAAUCAAUUGACAAAUUUUGAAUUCUAUAAAGAAAUUCCAAGAACUUUUGCAGUUCUUUAUCAAUACGCAUACUUCAUUACCGAUGAGAUCGAUUCAAUUAUUUUAUCAACAGUUGAGUGGUUUGGUCCUCACGGAUGUGACCGUCCAAAAGUGUAUAUUAUCAACACCUUCAACAAAACAACUAUGCAAUGGAACUCAAAGCUUAAAAAUCAUGAAAAAUUUCUGCAAUAUCAUGGCUGUGAACUUGUUAUGCUUCUUCCUAAAUGGCGGAGUGGCAUUAUUGCUGUUCAUCUCUCUGGAUUCAGUGAAAUUUCAAGUGAUUUAAAAAAAUUUAAGAUUCAUGGCAUUGCACCAGUCAUUUUUGACAUAGCUGCAAAAUAUCAUAACUAUACAGUCGGUUUUCAACCUGUGGUAAUGCCGAAAGAUUGGUUAAGAAUGGGAUAUACAGAUGAUAUUGGUAUUAUAAAAAUUAAUGAUGUUAAAAAGAAUCCUCACGUGUACUUUGAAAUUUAUACUUUACAUCAAUUAACACCUUAUUUAAUUUCAUCAAAAAUUGUUGUAAACUUAAAUUUUUAUAUAAUUAUUACACCAGCUGAGAAGUACACGCCAUAUGAAAUAUUCUUCUUGCCAUUUGAUUUAAUGACUUGGAUUUUUUCAUUAAUAACUUUUCUGUCAACCAUUUUGUCAAUUCUCAUCAUCAAUAAUCUGUCAAAAUCCACUCAAACUAUGGUUUAUGGACACAAAGUAGACACACCAUUUUGGAACGUCAUCAGCAUAUUCUUCGGAAUUUCACAGACAAAAUUGCCAAACACGAACUUUUCAAGAUUCAUUCUGAUCAUUUUCAUUUAUUUCUGUUUGAUUUUUCGAACUUGUUUCCAAAGUAAAUUCUUUGAAUUCAUGACAAGUGAGCCAAGACAUCCACAGCCAAAAACAUUUGGUGAUCUUAUUAAUGAAGGAUACAAACUUUAUACAAUGGAAGCUUUCUUACCUGUCGCGAAGAGGAAUUACUUGAUUAACUGGCCAGAAAUUUUUGUACUAUCCGCGGAAGAAUAUAAUGCAGCUUAUUUGGAACAGUCACAAAAUUCUUCAGCAAAAAUGGCAUUAAUUGUUGAUGAAUUUGCUACAAGAUUUAUAGACAGAAAGUUAAACAGAAGAACAAAUAAUUGGACUAAGCUUGAUGAUUUUAUCGUCUUUGCAUUUCAUGAAACCUUCUUCUUCUUCAAGGAAUGCUUUUACUUUAGAAUGUUUGACAGGAUCAUCGAUGACUUGAUACCAACUGGAAUAAUAAAUCAUCUGAUUGAGAAUAAUUACACAAAACCAUGGGAAUAUGAUCAACCUGAAGUUAAACCAAAAGUUUUGACUCUCGACGAUCUUGCAUUUGGAUUUAUUAUCUGGCUUAUAUUUUGUCUGAUUUCUUUCAUUGGAUUCAUUGUAGAACAUAUUGCAGUUUUGGUAUUGAAGCCGAUCGAAUCGUACGCUCCAGUUCACCCAAUUAAUUCAAAAUUGGAAGAUGAAGUUUGUAUCGGUCAAAUCACAACAUAUGACAUUGUAAAAGGAAUCAAUCCAGAGUUGAUUGAAAAGUUCAGAGUUAAAAAACAAGCACAAGCUGAAGUUAAAAAUGAUUUAGUUGCAACUAAAAUAAGUGAAGAUAUCAAGUUGGUAGAUUUAGAAAAUUUACAUUAA